This is a messenger RNA of Colletotrichum chrysophilum, 2022 nucleotides long. RefSeq lists its product as uncharacterized. Gene Ontology annotation, cellular component: cytosol; aminoacyl-tRNA synthetase multienzyme complex. Gene Ontology annotation, molecular function: methionine-tRNA ligase activity; ATP binding. Lineage: Eukaryota; Fungi; Ascomycota; Sordariomycetes; Glomerellales; Glomerellaceae. The record is from RefSeq and is a predicted model, not a curated record. Bases 1 to 2022 code for a protein of 673 amino acids. The transcript is spliced from 7 exons. Gene Ontology annotation, biological process: methionyl-tRNA aminoacylation.
AUGGCGCCCACCGAGCCCAUCUUGCCCGUCAAGGGUAAAAACAACAUCCUCAUCACCUCGGCCCUGCCCUAUGUCAACAACGUCCCUCAUCUGGGUAACAUUAUCGGCUCCGUGCUGUCCGCCGAUGUCUUCGCCCGUUACUCUCGCGCCCGCGGCAACCCCACCAUCUACAUUUGCGGCUCCGACGAGUACGGUACUGCGACCGAGACGAAGGCACUAGAGGAGGGUGUCGACCCUGCUACCCUCUGCGCCAAGUACCACGCCAUCCACAAGGGCAUCUACGACUACUUCGACAUCUCCUUCGAUAUCUUCGGCCGAACCCCCACUCCCCAACAGACCGAGAUUGUCCAGGACAUCUUCACCAAGCUGUGGAAGAAUGGCUACAUUGAGGAGCGCGAGACCAUCCAGCCCUUCUGCCCCGUCGAGGCUCACAACACCUUCCUCGCUGACCGCUUCGUCGAGGGUACCUGCUCCGUCUGCAAUUACGACGGCGCCAGAGGAGACCAGUGCGACAAGUGCGGUAACCUGCUCGACCCCUUGGAGCCCGAGACCGACCCCAACGCUGGUGCCGACGACGACGUCGCCGCCAAGGCCACUGGCUGGCUGAUCAACCCCAGAUGCAAGCUCGACGGAGCUACCCCCGAGAAGCGCAAGACGAAGCACUUGUUCUUGAAGCUUGAUGCUCUUAAGGAUGAGCUUGUCAAGUGGUUCCAGUCUUCCAGCAAGAAGGGCGCCUGGAGCAACAACGCCGAGCAGAUCACCCAGGCUUGGAUCGACAAGGGCCUGAAGCCCCGUGGUAUCACGAGAGAUCUGAAGUGGGGUGUGCCCAUCCCCACCGGCGAGGUCGGCGAGGACUACGCAAGGAAGGUGUUCUACGUCUGGUUCGACGCUUGCAUUGGCUACGUUUCCAUCACCAAGAACUACACCGACGGCGACAACCUCGAGGGCAAGAAGUGGGAGCAGUGGUGGAAGAACCCCGACGAUGUCAAGCUGUACCAAUUCAUGGGCAAGGACAACGUCCAAUUCCACACUAUCAUCUUCCCCGGAUCCCAGCUCGGCACAGGAGAGAACUGGACCAAGCUGCACAAGAUCUCCACUACAGAGUACCUCAACUACGAGGGUGGAAAGUUCAGCAAGUCGAGAGGUGUUGGUGUCUUCGGCAACCAAGUCCAGCAGACUGAAGUUCCCGUUGAUGUCUGGAGAUACUACCUCCUUGCCCGCCGCCCGGAGACGUCCGACUCCGAGUUCAUGUGGCAGGAAAUGGUUGACGGCAACAACAACGAACUCCUCAAGAACCUCGGUAACUUCUGCCAGAGAGUGAACAAGUUCUGCCAGGCCAAGACCAACGGCGCUGUCCCUGACUACACCAAGUACACGGAUGAUUACCUGAAGAACCACGUUGUCGAGGUCAACAACCUCCUCAGCGAGUACAUCAAGAACAUGGAGGACACCAAGAUGAGAGCUUCCCUGCACAGCAUCCUGUCGAUUUCUGCUCUUGGAAACAAGCUGCUCCAGGACAACAAGCUUGACAACAAGCUGCUGACCGAGGAGCCUGACCGUUGCGCUGCCGUGGUCGGUCACGCACUGAACCAGAUUAACCUUAUUGCAUCUCUCGUCAGCCCCUUCCUGCCCAACACAUCCAAGGCCAUCUUUGAGCAGCUCGGCGUCGACAGUAAACCGACUAUUCCUGAUAGCUGGGUUGUCGAUGCGAUCAAGCCCGGCCACAAGCUCGGCGAGCCUAAGCAUCUCUUUUCUCUCAUCCCUGCCACUAAGAUCGAGGAGUGGAAGGACGCCUUCGGCGGCGAGGAAGUCCGCAAGCAGAAGGAGGAGGCUGCGGCGAAGGCUGCUGCCAAGAAGGCCGCCAAGGAGGCCGACAAGGCCCGCAAGAAGGCCAAGAAGGAGGCCGAAAAGGCCAAGGCUGCCGGCGCAACUGUGGAGUCUGGCGAAAAGAAGGCAGAGGCUGACCCAGCCAUCGAGUCGGUAACAGAGGCCAUUGCGAAGGCGGACGUCCACACUUCCUAG